GGAGAACACACUAUUCUCUGGAGUUUACUAGCCUACAUUUGGCACAUUAGUAACUGUAUAUGGCCUGUAACAAACUGCACAGCAUGCUAUUUCCACUUUGUCAUGUGGUAAAUCAAGGCCAUGUUCGAAAAUUCCCCCAAACAAAGACCUAGAAAAACGGUUGAUUGGAAACAAAGGGUCUCCUUAUAAUGGUAUAUUUGACACAGCAGUAUUCUCCCUCGCUUGCCUUUUGUUUGUUUUUAUUUUUUUUGGCUUGGUCAUCAUUGGCAGAGCGUUUGUAACGUCAGCCACAAAGGCUAACAAACUCUGGAAGGUCCCACGCGUGAGGCUUGCGUGGGAACAGGCCAGCGUGAGAUUUGUGGGGGUCUAUUUCGCAGGCGCCCAGGGCCAGGCAACCUUUAGUCUAGAAUGAGACAGCCGAGGGUGAGCACCUGAGUUUUCACACACUAAAGGUGCCGCAGGGAAGAACGCACUCCGGGGAUAACAUCAACCGAGGCAGCGGGAUAGCGACAACAACCACCAUGUACAAGACCAGUUACCGGCGCGAGGUGCGCAAGGAGAAGUAUGAGCGUUCUGAUGUCUUCGAAGAGCCCUACGGCCCUGAUGCAUCCGCAGGCACCUCAGCCAUCCAGGGCUGGGAGAGCCUGCAGGAGCUAAACAGCCGCUUCGCCCGCUAUAUUAAUCGGGCACGCGUGCUGGAGCAGCGCAAUUCCGUGUUCCGCAAGCAGCUAGAGACGCUGCAGCGGAUGGAAGAGGCCAGUGGGCUUGAGGAGGCCUUUACUGAACAGAUUGGCCUGAACCGGAGGCGCAUCUGCGAGCUCUCUGCCGACCGUGCCAAACUUGAGCGCCAGCUGAAGGACGCAUGCCGCAUGCUGGACGAGUUCACCAACAAAUACAGAAAUGAGUGUGAGUAUCAAGAACAGCUGCGGGGUACAUUGGAACAACUCAACAGGGAGGCUGACCAUAACCUGCUCAGGAACCUGGAGUUUCAGAUCCAGACUCAGUUCCUUCAGGAUGACAUCGACUCCACCAAAGACAGACACAGAAAGAACCUGUCAGAGAUCCAGACCUACGUGAAUAUCCUGCACCAGAUCAACCAGACGAUACACCUGGUGCCAAAUAUGGCUGUGGGCACCUCUGAGGAGCAGGAGAAGCAGCUGGCCCAGAGGAGAGUUCCAGCCCUGCAGAGUCAGCUGGAGGAGUAUAAGAGCGCCCUCUGUCAGCUCCAAGCACAGAAGCAGCAUCUGCAGUACGAGACGUCAGUGUUGGAGAGUUCCAUCAUGAGCACCCAGGAGGGCUAUGACGAUGAGAUCCAGCUGUACAACGAGCAGAUUGAGUCUCUGAGGAAGGACAUCGAGGAAGCCGAGAGAUCCCUGGACAAAUACACAAAUGAGUGCCGCCACCUGGCCAUGUACCAGACCUCACUGGAGAAUGAGCUGGAGAGGUACAAAAGGAUCAUCGAGAACGAGGACAACAGGUUGAAUUCAGCGAUAAUUGGGACUCCCAUUACCUUGUUCACCACCAAUUACCGCUACACCCACACACCCACUGUGUCGAGCAGGGGCAGAGACAUCACGCAAGCCAUCCAGGACAUCACCAGUGUCAAGCCUCGCCAGAAGAACUUGAACAAGAAGGUCCUGAAGAAGAAGGAGAUCAGCCCCAAAGAUGUGAUGGACAGUGGCCAGGAGGAGAGAGUCGGUGGAGCCGAACACAUGGAGGACGAGAAGCGAGGGGUGGCAGGGGAGGAAGGCGAGGUGAAGAGGGAGGAGCAGAGGUCCCUGUACACGCCCCAGGAUGUGCCAGACGGGGCUCAGAUCAGCAAAGCCUUCGACACGCUUUGUAACAUUGUCAGGGAUCGAAUGAGGAAGUACAAGAAGCCAGAGCCAAUUGCUGACUUUUACACCAAGGGGCGCUAUGUGCUGGUGACAGGCGAUGGCAGCUACCCCCACCCUCACUUCUACACCUCCAGCCCCUCCGCCGGACACGUCUUUGUCACCAUCCGCAAUGGCAUGGUCUCCCCUUAUGACCCAUUCGGGCCUUACACCCCCUCCCCCAACCCUCCUCAGCCCAUGCCACCCCCUGGUCCCCUUACCCCCACCCAGCCCUCUGACGGAGAGGGGGGGAAAGGAGACGAUAAGGGAGGAAAAGGUGGUGGGAAGGGGAAAUCUAGGGGCGGAGACCCCGAGCCUAGGCCGAAGAACCCUACUCCCCCCCCACAGCCCAACCCUGCCCCCAAAGGCCCCAGCAAUCCCUCCGGACCCAAGGGGGGUAAAGACGACAGUCACCGCAGGGGCCCUCCUCCCAUGCCCUCCCCCCGUGGCGCUAGCAGCAUGCCCCCUGACUCCAUGAGCUACGAGAAGGUGGAGAUGGUGGAGUCAGUGGAAAGGUUCUCCAAUGACCGCAAGACCAAGGGCUAUGAGGAGACAGCCAUGGUGGUGGAGACCAUGAUCGAGAAGACCAGCAAAAAGAAGAACUGAGUCUGAGAUAAGGUCGACCUUUGCCAAAAUAUCUCACAAGUUUUGCCUCACCUUAUGCCAAUAAGAACAAACACUGAGCCAUUGUGUGACUCUGCUGAAGACACAUUCUAAAGACAUUGUUCCCACCCUAUAUGAAACCAACCUUAAAGAGAGUUCUUCCUGAUACUGCUCCUCUAUUCGCUCACGCUUUCUGGCUUUGCGUUCAGCAAGUGUUAGCUGGUUCCAUAAUGCUGCUAUUGUCGUUUUCUACCUACGCCGUAACCUUACACAUUUAAUGUCUGAAAACAAGAAGUACGAACAUCAAAACUACAAGCCCCCUUGUCAUCUCAACCCCCAAAGUAGAGUAAACAUGGCUUGAUGUGUGAAAAAACCUCUAACAUUUUUAUAAAUUGAUGACAUGCUACUGCCCUCAUGGAUGUUUGCCACCCUUCCAAACCAAAGCUGCCCCCAAACCCAAGAGCUCAUUUGUUCAAUUGGAUGCCAUCGACUGCCCUCAACACAGACUUUCUGUGUAUAAAAUUGCUUUAAUAAUAAAAAAGAAUCAAGCUUUAAAA
Messenger RNA from Oncorhynchus keta (chum salmon), 3031 nucleotides. Its product is annotated as filensin-like. The transcript is spliced from 8 exons. The coding region runs from base 522 to 2477 and encodes 651 amino acids. Lineage: Eukaryota; Metazoa; Chordata; Actinopteri; Salmoniformes; Salmonidae. Gene Ontology annotation, cellular component: intermediate filament; cytoplasm. Gene Ontology annotation, biological process: lens fiber cell development. The record is from RefSeq and is a predicted model, not a curated record. Gene Ontology annotation, molecular function: structural constituent of eye lens.